Molecule: messenger RNA, 698 nt
Organism: Gorilla gorilla gorilla (western lowland gorilla)
Lineage: Eukaryota; Metazoa; Chordata; Mammalia; Primates; Hominidae
Product: ferritin light chain-like
Exons: 1
Coding region: 1-546 (181 amino acids)
Biological process (GO): intracellular iron ion homeostasis; iron ion transport
Cellular component (GO): cytoplasm
Molecular function (GO): ferric iron binding; ferrous iron binding
Source: RefSeq, a predicted model, not a curated record
AUGAGCACCCAGAGCCGCCAAAAGUAUACCGCUGGCGUGGAGGCCGCUAUUGACCGCCUGAUCAACAUGCAUCUGCAGGCCUCCUACACCUACCUCUCUCUGAGCUUCUAUUUCGAAGGCGACGAAGUGGCUCUCAAGGGCGUGGGCCACUUCUUUCGCAAGCUGGCUGAAGAGAAAUGCGAGGGUGCCAAGCAUCUUUUGAUGCAGAACCAGCGCAGCAGCUGCGGCCUCUUCCAAGAUGAGCAGAAGCUGCUCCGAGAUGAGUGGAGUGGCAGCCUGGCCGCCAUGGAAGCCGCCCUGGCCUUGGAGAAGAACCUGAACCAGGCCUUUUUGGAUCUGCAUGCCCUAGGUUCAGCCAACACAGAUCCCAAUCUCUGUGAUUUUCUGGAAAAGCACUUCCUAGACCGAGAGGUGAAACUCAUCAAGAAGAUGGGCAACUACUUGACCAACCUCUGCAGGCUGGCCAGCCGCCAGGCCGGGCUGGUGGAGUAUCUCUUCAGAAGGCUCAAGGACGACUGGGAGCUUCCAGAGCCCAGCAACCUUUGAGGUGCCCCUCUGCAUUCUUCUGGCUUCGGGAUUUCGGCCUGAGCUUCUCAACAUCCAGAAGUACUCACCAAGCCAUGGACCAAAUGGAAACAAUAAAAGGUUCUUUUUGCAAAAUUUUUUUUAAAAAAUGCUAGGCUGAGAGGGAAAAAAAU